This is a messenger RNA of Punica granatum (pomegranate), 486 nucleotides long. The record is from RefSeq and is a predicted model, not a curated record. NCBI's taxonomy places the organism in Eukaryota, Viridiplantae, Streptophyta, Magnoliopsida, Myrtales, Lythraceae.
AUGUUCCGGCAUCAUAGAGGCCUUCAAGAUUUUCAGGGUCAAUUGGUCUCCGACAUAUUAAGGCUUGAGCAGCAGGCCUAUGCUAAUGUAGAGGAAGGGAUCAAUGUGCUUAGGGAAAGGAUUCGCCAUAAGAAAGUCCUGAUUCUUCUCGAUGAUGUCAACCACAUCAACCAGUUCAAAGCUCUGGCAGCAGACGUUAGUUGGUUUGGCCGAGGAAGCAGGAUCAACAUCACGACCAGAGAAAAGGGACUCUCGGAUCAAUUUAAAGUGCAAGAUUUGUAUGAAGUCGCAUUACUGGAAGAAAGUCAUGCUUUAGAGCUCUUCUGCAUGCACGCAUUCAGAGAUAAGUUGCCCAGACCUGACUUGGCCGAAGAAGCAUUGCAGAUCGUGAACAUAACUGGACGGCUUCCUCUAGCUCUUGAGGUUUUUUGGGAUCAUAUUUAUCUGUCUAUGGUGGAAGGAAGGAUAUGUGGCAUUACACAAUAG